Aphanomyces invadans is the source of this 336-nucleotide messenger RNA. RefSeq lists its product as hypothetical. NCBI's taxonomy places the organism in Eukaryota, Oomycota, Saprolegniomycetes, Saprolegniales, Verrucalvaceae. The transcript has a single exon. The record is from RefSeq and is a predicted model, not a curated record. Bases 1 to 336 code for a protein of 111 amino acids.
AUGGAAGCCCACGACGAAGAGCCGGCGGAGUUGGACGCGCUCAAGAGGCGUCUGCAAAUACCCGUGCAGUUCGACACGACGACUCUCGACGCCGACAGUCGAGUGAGCCGAAUGCUGGACAACCUGAUGCGAGCUCUUGCGGCAGACGGCCAAGAGUGGAUGCUACAUAAGAAGGCAAUCAAGCCUGCGCCACUGCAAGUUGCGGUUACAAAACAGUUACUAUUGCAGCGAAACAAGGUCCUCAAGGCUGACGUGUUUCGUUUCAUCAAGUGGCUGCAGCAGUUCGCCGCUGGGUACCAGCCCUACGGUGUGGACAACCCGCCAAGGCACCAGUAG